ACCAGAACCAGAACCUGGACCAGAACCUGGACCAGAACCCAGCUGUGUGUCCUUAAAGAGCGACAUGUCAAAGGACGCCUUCUAUGAAUUUAAAUCAGACCAACGAUUACCUGCAAAAAGACUCUACCAGCAGAGCUCAGAGGUUCCCAGUGGUCCAUCUGCCCAGCAGCAUCAAACCGAGCUGGACUCCAUAUUCAUGCUGCUGGAGGAAAACAUUGUCACUUUUGUGAAGAAGGAGCUGAAGAAGAUCCAGAAGGUUCUGAGUCUGGAGGAAAGCUUAGAGUGUCAGUGGGAGGAUGAGGGUGAGGAUGAAGAGCAGAUCAAGAGCAGCAGAGAAGCUUUGGUGAAAAUCACCAUGAACUUCCUGAGGAGGAUGAAGCAGGAGGGAAUGGCUGACCGCCUGCAGAGCAGGACUGGAGCUGGAAACUGUCAACGCAAACUCAAGUCAAACUUGAAGAUGAAGUUCCAAUGUGUGUUUGAGGGAAUCGCUAAAGCAGGAAACCCAUCUCUUCUGAACCAGAUCUACACAGAGCUCUACAUCACAGAGGGAGGGACUGGAGAGGUCAAUGAUGAACAUGAGGUCAGACAGAUUGAAAGAACAUCCAGAAAACCACACAGACCAGAAACAACAAUCAGACAAGAAGACAUUUUAAAGCCAUCACCUGAAAGAGAUCAACCAAUCAGAGCAGUGAUGACAAAGGGAGUGGCUGGCAUUGGGAAAACAGUCUUAACCCAGAAGUUCACUCUGGACUGGGCUGAAGGCAAAGCCCACCAGAACAUCCAGUUCAUAUUUCCAUUCACCUUCAGAGAGCUGAAUGUGCUGAAAGAGAAACGGUUCAGCUUGGUGGAACUUGUUCAUCGCUUCUUCACUGAAACCAAAGAAAUCUGCAACUUUGAAGACUUCCAGGUUCUGUUUAUCUUGGAUGGUCUGGAUGAGAGUCGACUUCCUCUGGACUUCACCAACAAUGAGGUCCUGACUGAUGUUACAGAGUCCACCUCAGUGGAUGUUCUGCUGAUAAACCUCAUCAGGGGGAAUCUGCUUCCCUCUGCUCUCCUCUGGAUAACCACACGACCUGCAGCAGCCAAUCAGAUCCCUCCUCAGUGUGUUGACAGGAUUACAGAGGUCAGAGGGUUCACUGACCGUCAGAAAGAGGAGUAUUUUAGGAAGAGAUUCAGAGACGAGGAGAAGGCCAGCAAGAUCAUCUCCCACAUCAGGACAUCACGGAGUCUCCACAUCAUGUGCCACAUCCCAGUGUUCUGCUGGGUCGCUGCUGCAGUUCUGGAGGUGUUGGAAGUAGAAAAGAGAGGGGAGCUUCCCAAGACCCUAACUCAGAUGUACAUCUACUUUCUGGUGUUUCAGAUUAACAUGAGGAAGACCAAAUAUGAUAGAGCAUCUGUGGCAGAUCCACACUGGAGUCCAGAGAGCAGAAAAAUCAUUGUGUCCCUGGCAAAACUGGCUUUUUAUCAGCUUCAGAAAAGAAACGCUAUCUUCUAUGAAUCACACCUGCUAGAGUGUGGCAUCGAUGUCAGAGCAGCCUCAGUUUACUCAGGAGUGUUCACAGAGAUCUUUAAAGAGGAGACAGGGCUGCACCAGAAGAAGGUAUUCUGCUUUGUCCAUCUGAGUGUUCAGGAGUUUUUGGCGGCUCUUCACGUCCAUCUGACCUUCAUCAACUCUGGGAUCAACCUGAUGGAAGAACAGUCAACAUCCUGGAGAACUGAGACGAGAGAAGACGAGUCUGCAGAAACGGAUAUUUACAGGAGUGCUGUUGACAAGGCAUUGCAGAGUUCCGACGGGCACCUGGACUUGUUCCUGCGCUUCUUCAUGGGUCUUUCAGUACAGAACAACCAGAGACUUCUGGAAGGUUUGUUGAGACAAACCCCAUGCUGUUCCAAUACCAAUCAGGAAACUGUCCAGUAUGUCAAAAAGAAAAUCAGUGAGAAUCUACAAGCAGAAAAAAGCAUAAACCUUUUUCAUUGUCUGAACGAGCUGAACGACCGUUCCUUGAUGGAGGAGAUUCAGCGUUCACUGGAUUCAGGAAGUCUCUCCCCAGAACGACUGUCACCUGCCCAGUGGUCAGCUCUGGCUUUUAUCUUGACUUCAUCUGAACAAAGUCUUGAUACUUUUGACCUGAAAAAGUAUUCAGCCUCAGAGGAUACCUUCCUAAGAUUGCUGCCGGUGGUCAAACAAUCAAAGAAAGCUAUCCUGAGCCAUUGUAACCUCUCAGACAGAAGCUGUGAGACACUGUCAUCGGUUCUUGGCUCCUACUCAUCAAGCUUGACAGAGCUCAACCUGAGUAACAACAACUUGAAGGACUCGGGAGUUUUCCUCUUAUGUUCUGGACUGGAGAGUCAAGAUUGUGCCCUGGAAAUUCUGAGCCUGAGCUCUUGUAACCUGUCGGGAACCAGCUGCAAACAUCUGUCCUCUGUACUAUGGUCCCAGUCCUCUCGUCUGACUGACUUGGACCUCACUAACAAUGAUCUCAGCGACUCGGGGGUGAACCUCCUGUCUGCAGGCCUGGCAAGUCCACACUGCAAACUGCAGACUCUAAGCCUGUCAGGCUGUCUGAUCACAGAGGAAGGUUGUGCUUUUCUGGCCGCUGCUUUGAGCUCCAACCCGUCUCAUUUGAGGGACCUGGACCUGAGCUACAACCAUCCAGGAGAAGAUGGAGAGAAAUUGAUGACGGCUCGAUUAGAAGAUGGCCGUUCCAGACUGGAGACUCUCAGGAUGGAGCCUGCUGGAGUCCAAUACUUGAAACCAGGUUUAAGGAAGUAUUCCCGUCGGCUUGUUUUUGACCGGAACACGAUGCACAGAAACCUAAAGCUGUCUGAGGAUAACAGGAAGGUGACGCAUGAGGAGGAGGACCAGCUCUACUCGGAUCAUCCGGACAGGUUCGACUGGUGCCGCCAGCUGCUGUGCAGAGACGCUCUGUUUGGCCGCUGCUACUGGGAGGUGGAGCGGAAAGGAAGAGUUCAUGUUUCAGUGACUUACAGAGGAAUCGGCAGGAAGGGAGACAGCGACCUCUGUGAGUUGGGAUACAAUGAAAAGUCCUGGAGUCUCUUCUGCUCUGACGGCAUUUACUCCGUCUAUCACAACAACAAAGGAACAUCGGUUAGUCUCAACUCCAUCUCCUCCUCCUCCUCCUCCUUGGUCACCAGCAGAGUGGCCGUCUAUCUGGACCAUCCUGCUGGCCUGCUGUCCUUCUACAGAGUCUCCUCAGACUCGUUGAUCCACAUCCACACCUUCAGCACCAGCUUCUCUGAACCUCUGCAUCCUGGGUUUGGAGUCGGCUUCAGGCCGGGUUCCUCCGUGUCUCUCUGUUUGGUUUAGACCCGGAGAGACGCGUUCCAUCAGUCCUGCUGAAAAGCCUUCAUGCUUUUAGCAUCAUCAUCAUCAGUUUGAUCCAAACGUCUUGCUUUAUCAUUAUUGCUGUUACAGACAGAAACAUUCAGGUUUUCUCCUGUUUCAGAAAACUUUUUUUUUUUACCAUAAAAUAGUAAAAAAGUUUUUUGUUGUUUUCCAUAGAUUCUGUUCCUGUUUGCAUGAAAUUAGGAGCUUUUUAAUAGUUAUAUGAUGGUUUUAAGGUUUUGAAUUUAAUUAGUUUGGUUCCUGAUUGACCUUUUUUAUCUUAAUAGAUGGCGCCCCUGUGUUUGGCUGGCCGUCUCCCUCUGCUGAGAGUGUUAAUGUUUUUCCUGUAGCUGCUGUUUGUUGUGCGUAGUGUGUCACCACUGUUGGUGUAUGAUCGCCUGACACUUUUUAAUAUUUUUAAAUCUUUGGAAAAACCGCCAAUUUGCGGCUUUGCUGGACACUCAAAGAGGCUUCCGCCUUACCUGGAGUCUAUACCGCCGCAUCUGUGGCGUCCUUCCUGCUGGUUACCUUGCAACGGUUGCCGCAGAAAACGCGGAAAGCGAGGGGGAGUCCUGAGUAAACUGAAAAUGUUUCUGGCUGCCUCCCUCCAUGAACCCUGUCGUCUUCCAUCCAGACCAUCCACACACUACAGUGGCUACGAUCUACGGAGUUCCACGGAGUACAGAUAUCGGUGGCUCCGACCGGUCCUUUGGGACACCGGAGUGCUGUUUCCAUGCUGUCGGCCAGUGCGGAUCUCCCAGCGGGGCUGCGUGCCGGGAAAUGUCCGCUCGCGUUUAUCUUGAGAGACUUUUUUACAACACAUGAUCUGGAUUUCCUGCUGUUGACAGAGACCUGGGUGAAACCAGGUGAAAACAGCGCCUUCUCGGAGCUCCUCCCCCCCGGCUGUUUCUACGUCAGCACCCCGCGAGCUGCCGGUCGCGGGGUGUGGCCUGGCUGCUAACUUUAAGGAGAGCUUCAGAUGCAGGACGAUAACCACCAAAAAUUACUCCAGUUUGGAACUGCAGCUGUUUGUGAUCAACCUUACCUGCCCUGUGCUGUGUGCCACAGUUUAUCGCCCGCCCAAAUCUAAUAAGGACUUUCUUCAAGAGUUCUCAGAGUUUUUGUCUGAGUUUCCUCCAA
Messenger RNA from Cyprinodon tularosa, 4486 nucleotides. RefSeq names its product NLR family CARD domain-containing protein 3-like. Gene Ontology annotation, molecular function: protein binding. The record is from RefSeq and is a predicted model, not a curated record. The coding region runs from base 65 to 3328 and encodes 1087 amino acids. The transcript has 9 exons. Lineage: Eukaryota; Metazoa; Chordata; Actinopteri; Cyprinodontiformes; Cyprinodontidae.